Magnusiomyces paraingens is the source of this 2958-nucleotide messenger RNA. RefSeq lists its product as uncharacterized. Gene Ontology annotation, biological process: regulation of protein secretion; regulation of exocytosis; establishment of cell polarity. The transcript has a single exon. Gene Ontology annotation, molecular function: myosin II binding; GTPase activator activity; syntaxin binding. NCBI's taxonomy places the organism in Eukaryota, Fungi, Ascomycota, Dipodascomycetes, Dipodascales, Dipodascaceae. Bases 1 to 2958 code for a protein of 985 amino acids. The record is from RefSeq and is a predicted model, not a curated record. Gene Ontology annotation, cellular component: cytoplasm; plasma membrane.
AUGUCAAUGUUCAACCGCAUAAAAAACAUUGGAGAAAUCGAUCUCUCCGAAGCUCUGGUUCCAGGGUUUUUUCGAACAGACGACCUUGCUCGCUAUGGAUUUCGUGGAGGGCUUUCUGCUUUUGCCUUUGACCCGGCUCAGGGCCUUUUUGCUGUCGGAACCAACAACGGCUACGUUCACAUUUUUGGCCAAAAGAAUGUGGAGUUUGUCUACUCGUUGGACCAGAACCUUGAAAUUAUUCACCUUGCAAUCGUCAAAUCUAUUUACCUUACAAUUAUCGAUAUUUCAAAUACUAUCACAGUUUUUUCUCUUGACACCAAAGCGCGUCUUUAUACUUCUAUGAUUCCUGGCCGCGUGUCUUCCAUCGCAUCUGACCCUGCGAUGGAGUGGCUAUUUAUCGGCACUGAAGCCGGCCAAAUAUCUGUUUAUGAUGUAGACAGAGGUGUUAUGAGUCCAUAUCAUAUUGCCAGUUUACAACGUUCGUUUUUACAAAAGAGCAAAGCAUCUCCGGUUGUUUCUCUACAACUUCAUCCUCGCGACCCUUCUAAGCUACUUGUUUGCUAUACCGAUUGUGCUAUUGUCUUCAAUAUUGUUACACAGGAGAUUGUUUUUGGCUUAAAAUAUGAGCUUCCUUCUGGUGCGCCAGGUGGUGAUUUAAACCCUAUAGUCAUUCAACAAUACCGUUUACCGCCAUUUUUGCAAGCCUUGUGGCAUCCUCAUGGCCAUCAUAUUUUGACAUCUCACCUUGACGGCUCGCUAGUUUUUUGGGAUGGUACGGAAGGUGUUUUACUUCAAGCCCGAACUUUGACCGAUGUGGAUGUCAAUAUUCCGAGAAGAAAUACUCCUGGCGUGGGUGUGACGGGUGUUGACAACAAUAAAAUCACCAAGGUCGGAUGGGUCUGCACACAGAACCCUGAAGAGACCGCCAUAAUUGUUGCAGGUGGCCACUCUUUUGAAGGUGCGAUGCAGGGAGUCACGAUGCUGGAUUUUGGAGUUACACCUGUUGUUGCAAUUACGUCGUACCAAAAUAUGGGCAAGUUUUAUGCCAGCCCCAGACGUCAGCGAGUGUUCCCCACGCCUCAGGACUCAUUUGUAGUUGACUUUAUUCCUUUGCCUAGAGCCAACCCAUUUUAUGGUGGUGGAUGUGAUCCUAAUGCUAUUGUUUUCCAACUUUCUAGCGGAGAACUUACAACACUUUCGUAUCCAGAUGGCUUGCCGAUCAACUCUAUUGCUGGACUUCCUUCGGCUUUUGCAUGGGUGGAGCCGUUUAUCUGUACUCUCUCGGUGGCAUCUGUACCGCAUAACCAAUGGUUGGGUAUGAUGAGUUCUGUACCAGUUGCGGAGCCUUUUUUUAUUGGAGGUGCGCCAGCUCGUCGACACUUGCGCAAGUUUGAUAUGCGCAAUGCUCUUUGUACAGGCCAUUUAGAUGGUUCUGUGAGAAUUUGGGACGCGUCACACGGCGAACUUGAUGAUUCUCGAGUUAUUGAGAUUCAAGUCUCAGAAGCGGUAAAUCGCCACGAUCAAAAUAAAGUUGACAAAAUUUCUUUUGCGCCAACACCUGCUGAGUUAGCGGUAGCUCUUGAAACUGGUGAUGUUAUUCUUUACCGAUUUGGUACCGGGAAAAGACUAGGAAGUCUUGAGGACCGUAUGGCUCAAAUGAAGUUGAAGGAGCCUACAGGUGUGGUCAAAGACAUUCGAUUCCGCACUAAGUUGUUGAAGGACGGGUUUCUGCCACAAUCUUUGGUAAAUACAAACAAUGGCCCUGUUUCAGCUUUGGUUAACUCAGAAAUUGGGUUUGUAGCUAUUGGCUACAGAAAUGGCAACAUUACAGUUCUUGACCAGCGCGGACCUGCCAUUAUUUUUUCAUCUCCUAUUGCUAAUCUGGCGGUUAAGAAGAGCAAGCUAUUGCACAAGACUUAUACUACUGGCUCGGUAGGAGAAUACCCGACAGCUAUGAACUUUGGUAUUUAUAUGCUUGAUGGUGAGAAGUUCAGUAGCGUUGUUUUAUCUGUGGGUACAUCUUUUGGAAAGCUACAUACAUUCCGUGUUAUUCCUCUACCUACUGGAGCUUACACUUUAGAAUAUUUGGGAGUAACGGAGGCCAGCACGAGUCCUAUAUUAGAGGUCAUACCUCUCGACACAGAACGUGGUGUUUCUGCACAGGCACGGAUGGCUGAAAUGAAUAAAUUGGCACAGGGCAUACAAAUCAAUGGCGCUGUGAUUACUGUUUCUCAAUCGGAAAUCAGGCUAUAUCGUCAGCCUAAGGAAAAAGUUUCAUCACGGUCUAUUUCAUCAUCGCCAUUAGCAACAGGAGGAGUUUGUCACUUAAAACAAGCAGGAACUACUUGUUUGGUGACAAUCACUGUGGCUGGUGAGAUUGUAGUAUACAGUUUGCCCAACCUAGUUGAAAUUGUAAGCCAACGGCUUCCAUUUGCUGCUUCUCCAGAUUCGAUUGGUGACUCGAUUGUAAUGCAAAAUGGUGAUGUUCUUGUGCGCCGCAACCAACUAUCUGCGGCACUGAUUAAUAUUUGGGGUCGUGGAAUAAAGCAAGAUGAUAUUUACCAGGAUGCACUUUAUGAUGUGAUGAAACCCACACCCCCGCGACCUACUAUUAGUACUAUGCAGUGGAUUAAGGGUACACCUAUUGCAACUAUUGAUGAUGUUGAUUCCAUUAUUGGAGGUCCACGACGACCCAAGAGUAAAGCCACAAUUGAUCAGGAACGUGCCCAACGCGAUCAACAAAGCCUGAUUCAACGAAGCGCUAUGCAGCGUACCACGACUAGUGCAUCCACUGGAUCUAAUGUGAACCCGUUCAAUACAAUUUCGCGUGCUCUAGACAGUUUGGAGGAGUCAACAAAUCAAUAUUUAACUGAUUUGAGUGACGCAAUGACAGAUACACAAAAGUCAACACAAAACAGUUUCUUAAAAUCGGCCAUUAAGUCCAAGUUUGGAUUUUAA